Messenger RNA from Lathyrus sativus (Indian pea), 843 nucleotides. Lineage: Eukaryota; Viridiplantae; Streptophyta; Magnoliopsida; Fabales; Fabaceae. The record is from the annotation of a GenBank genome assembly.
AUGAUUAACAAAGCAGACUCAGGCUGCAACAAUUUUGUUAUAACUUCAAUAAUUCCAAUUCAACACUAUCAAAUCCUAACUUCAUUACAAUCACAAUCCUUUGAUGGACACUUGAGCUUAAAAAAUAAUGAAGAUGCUGCUAAGGACUUUGGUAACAUACAUCAUUUUCCUCCUCUAGCACUGUUGCAUCCAAAAAUUAUUUCGGAUAUUUCGCGUGCCAUAAAACAUGUUUUUGAAAAAGGGUCUGAUUCAGAGAUGAAGGUAGCGGCUAGAGGCCAUGGACAUCCCCUUCAAGAUCAGGCACAGGCAUAUCAAGGACUAGUCAUCAAAAUGGAGUCGCUAAAGGGUCCUGAAAUGAAAAUUCAGACAGGUGAAUUUCCUUAUGUAGAUGUCUCAGGUGGUGAGUUGUGGAUAAACAUUCUACAUGAGACUCUUCAAUAUGGAUUGGCGCCGAAAUCUUGGACAGAUUAUCUUCAUCUAACGGUUGGAGGCACUCUUUCGAAUGCUGGAAUAAGUGGACAGGCUUUUAAACAUGGACCUCAGAUCAAUAACAUCUUCCAGUUGGAAGUUGUGACAGGAAAAGGAGAAGUUGUUACCUGCUCAGAAAAUCAAAAUGCUAACCUUUUUCAUGGUGUUCUUGGAGGGCUCGGCCAAUUCGGCAUCAUCACCAGAGCUAGAAUUUCUCUAGAACCAGCACCAAAGAUGGUGAAAUGGAUUAGGGUGCUCUAUUCAGAUUUCUCUACAUUUACAAGAGAUCAAGAAUAUUUGAUAUCACUUAAGGACACAUUUGAUUAUGUUGAAGGAUUUGUAAUCAUAAAUAGAACUGAUAUCCUUAAUAGUUAA